AUGCCCAGCACAGUUGGUUACCUCAACGACGGUGACUGGUUUUCUCGUCCGAUUUCGGUGGAUUCAUCUCCGCCGUUGGUCGGCUCCCGUCCGGAAUUUCCUAUCGACAGUGAUUCUGUCCCUGGAACUGAAGCUCCGACGGUGGAGGUUGAAGUCGGUUCGCUUAAGAUUGCUCAUCUGACACGUGGUUAUGUCGACGUGUGUUUCAGGAUUGAGUCAAAUCCAGUUUUCUUCUUCUGUGAGCAAGAUGAAAUCUUCUGA
Messenger RNA from Arabidopsis thaliana (thale cress), 261 nucleotides. RefSeq lists its product as uncharacterized. Lineage: Eukaryota; Viridiplantae; Streptophyta; Magnoliopsida; Brassicales; Brassicaceae. The coding region runs from base 1 to 261 and encodes 86 amino acids. The record is from RefSeq and is marked reviewed. The transcript has 2 exons.